UUCGUUAUACUGCAGAACUGACAUGAGCUUGAACCAACGAUUGCAAUUAAUACGGAAGAACAGAUCGCACUAUUUAACAAUAAUAAAACAUAGAAAAUUGACUUGUUGUAGUAAAAUAUUAUGGGUUUUGGUCAUCUACUCCGAGUUGAAUUCCUGCUCGGUCUCCGCUUGACACUACGCGGUCUUCUUGCAUCACACCCACCAUUCCCUCCCACCGAAGAAGAAUAUUUUUCUCCUCUCCGUUAGCCAAUCUACGAGCGAGCUUGAUCAAGAGAAACAAAAAAGAGAGGGGAGAGAUGGGUUUCUUCUUGUUUCUUGGAAGAGUUUUCUUCGCUUCUCUCAUCAUUGUCUCUGCUUGGCAAAUGUUCAAUGGCUUUGGAGUUGAUGGUGGUCCUGCAGCUAAAGAGUGGUCUCUGAAGCUUAAUCUGGCUAAGGCAAACCUAUCUUAUAGAUUAUGGGUAAAUUUACCUAAUAUAGAGGUGAGACAAGGCAGUGUUACCGUUGUUUCCCUGAUAGCAAUCGGAGGCGUAAUCUUUGUUAUCAGAAAAAUCUUUGGUGCUUAUCUGGUUAGGCUUCCUUCUUGUUCAUCCCAUGUUUAUAAAAAAACAGAUUCAAAGCUUGACACAUGUUUAAAUUUUGAACUUUUUUUAGGCUGUUUCAGUGCCGGUUCUGAAAUUUUCGUGGUCCAAUACGAAAUUAAAAAAUGA
Molecule: messenger RNA, 707 nt
Organism: Raphanus sativus (radish)
Lineage: Eukaryota; Viridiplantae; Streptophyta; Magnoliopsida; Brassicales; Brassicaceae
Exons: 3
Coding region: 297-707 (136 amino acids)
Source: RefSeq, a predicted model, not a curated record